UGACAAGUUUGACAACUUCCGGUAAAUCGCCCGUCAUCACCCUUUUCGCGUCUCGUUCAUCAUGCCCUUCCAAAGGUUUGUGGAAACAGGCCGUGUGGCCGUCGUCUCAGAUGGCCCCAACAAGGGAAAACUUGUUAGCAUCGUGGACGUUAUUGACCAAACCAGAGUUUUAGUCGAUGGGCCUGAAACCAAUGUACCAAGAGGUCAAAUCAGGAUAAACCAGUUACAUUUGACCAAAUUCAGAGUCAAGUACCCUUUCACUGCCUCUACCAGAGUUGUUCGUAAGGCAUGGAAAGAUGGCCAGGUUCUUGAAAACUGGGAAAACUCAGUUUGGGCUAAGAAAAUUGCUGCCAAAGAAAAGAGGAGUCAACUUACAGACUUUGACAGGUUCAAGCUUAGGAGAGCAAAGACCCGCAGAAAUAAGAUCAGAACUCAAACAUUCCUUGCCCUCAGAAAAACUGCUUCAAGAAAUGGAACACUCUAUGGCAAAAAAAAGAUGGCAAAGGGAGGAGACAAACCAAGGCCAUCCAAAAAGGUCAAGGUUGAGAAGGACAAACCUGCUAAGAAAUAAAAUUUGUGUUAAGAAUGAAUAAACACUUAUUUAAAA
Messenger RNA from Anthonomus grandis grandis, 607 nucleotides. RefSeq names its product 60S ribosomal protein L14 (gene RpL14). The record is from RefSeq and is a predicted model, not a curated record. Gene Ontology annotation, biological process: translation; ribosomal large subunit biogenesis. The transcript is spliced from 4 exons. Gene Ontology annotation, molecular function: structural constituent of ribosome; RNA binding. Gene Ontology annotation, cellular component: cytosolic large ribosomal subunit; ribosome. NCBI's taxonomy places the organism in Eukaryota, Metazoa, Arthropoda, Insecta, Coleoptera, Curculionidae. The coding region runs from base 62 to 571 and encodes 169 amino acids.